Molecule: messenger RNA, 2397 nt
Organism: Cylindrotheca closterium
Lineage: Eukaryota; Bacillariophyta; Bacillariophyceae; Bacillariales; Bacillariaceae
Source: the annotation of a GenBank genome assembly
AUGGACGAUAGCGAAUAUGUAUGCCCCCUAUGUUGUGAAGAAAUGGACAUUUCCGAUCAACAGUUUUAUCCGUGCAAAUGCGGCUAUCAAGUAUGUAUGUGGUGUUGGCAUCGCAUCAAAGAGCAAGAGUCAGGCCUAUGUCCAGCCUGUCGAACACCGUACGGAGAUGAUCCGCACGAGUUUUCUGCCGUCGAUGUAGAGGAGGUGCUAAAGGCCAAGAGAGAAAAAGAAGCCGCCGAGCGAGAGAAAAAGCGAAAUAGCAACUACGAUGGAAACUCCUUGGACGGGGAAGGUUUGCCUUUGGCUGGAAUGAAGGGACAAAUGGAUGUUCCCAGGGAUAGGAGUCAACUGGCAAACAUGAGGGUCAUUCGGAGAAACUUGGUGUACGCUGUGGGACUUCCCAUUGCCAUGGCCACUGAGGAGAUUUUGCGAAAGCCAGACUAUUUUGGACAAUAUGGAAAGAUUGCCAAGAUUGUACUGAAUCGGAGUCAGGCGACAGCAGCAGAUCCGAGACGAGCGAGUGCAUCAGCGUAUGUCACCUUCACUUACAAGGAGGAUACCCUUGCUUGCAUUCUAGCGCUGGAUGGAUUUUAUAUAGAAGGAAGAAGUGUUCGUGCUUCCUACGGAACCUCAAAAUACUGUUCUGCUUUCAUCAAGAAUGUUAGAUGUAAUAAUCCAGAAUGUACCUACCUGCAUACCAUGGGUGACGCAGAAGAUACAUUCACUAAACAAGAAAUUCAGGCGGGAUAUGUCACUAGUGGCAGAGACGUCCUUGCACGCCAACAAGAGAUUGUGCAACAAGCGCUUAGUUCUGCCACUGGUGGUGCACUGUCACGUCGAAAGGUUGGUGGCGGUGGACCAUCUGGAACCGGAAAAGCAGGAACAAACCCUGUCUUCCCACCUCCAUCCUUUGAUGAACCAAUCAAGCCAGCAGUCAGUACCCAGGUCCCAUCGCCUCAGUUGGCACCGGGUCGCUCUCUGUCGUCUGGAGCUGCAUUCCCAACAAUUGCAGCGGCCAAUGCCCAAGUGAAUGCUUCUGGACCAAUUCCUGCUGGCCCUGGCAAGGUGAUUCGAUCAUCAUCCAGUGGCAGUGUUGGGUCUACUGGAUCCAUGUCAGGGGGGCCUAUACCUAAGGGUUCCAUCGGUGGUGGUGGCCCAGCACUCAAAUCCAAGGGCUCGAUUGUUGCUGCUCCUCCAGUGCCACCGCGCAGGGCCAGUACCGGUAUCUCAGCACCACCAGUACCAAACGCUGUAUCGGCAGCUUCAGUAGUUGCUGGUGUCCACAGCGUGUCGACAAGCUUGGAACCCCCAGCACCACACACGACCUUGACACCGCUCACACCGCUCAAGCGUUCGACUGGAUCUUCUUCCAAGGCAAGCGAAACCACCAAACUGACAUCACUUCGCGCGGCUGGAACUCGCAAACCAGCCACAGCUCGUGCUGUCAGUGCUUCAGCGGCCAUUCCCAUGGCUCCGCCAGCAGGUGUUCCUGUCUCGAAUCGAUCGCGUCCAGAAGUUGGAAUUGGAGGCAUUGGAGGUACUGUCAUUGCAGCACCAAUUCCAGUGGGCAAUCCCAUUUCCAGAGGACCCACACCACCUGUCAAUAAUACCACUGGCCGCCUUUCCGAACUCGGAGGCGACGCCCUUGGAGGUUUGGGUGGUGAAGUAUUCAAUGGUCCUUUGAAGUCAGCACCGAUUGGAGCUCCUGGCCAAGCUGGCAUGGACAAGUGGAACUCAGUUGGUUUGGGAGGCGAUCCUGUCGUGCCCUCAAACUCUGGUGGUUUCUUUGGCGGCGCCCAUCAAUCGAUGCCCGGUUCUUCGAAUUAUGGACAGAUUGGCGGUGUAGCCAUUGGAGGAGGUAACCACUCUAAUGGUAGCUCUGCUCUUGCCUCGAUGCUUGGGAUUAGUCUCCCGACUGGUUCUGGCUCGCUUCACGAAUCUACUAGUCAAUGGAUGGGUCCUACACCUGGUUCACAACAGGCUCCCAUCUCUGCCUUGAAUGGUUCGUCGGCUGCCGUAGGCGGUGGUGUCAUUGGCGGCCCUGGUAUUUCACACGGCAAUGGAAAUGGAUCCAUUGGUGGUGUCACCAUUGGAGGACCUAGCCCCAUGCCCCCAGGAGGUCCAAUCGGAGGAAACGGCAACAAGAGUGAUAUUGCGCUUUUGCAGAGUUUGUUGCCUGGAGUACACAUCACUACUAGUGGAGGCUCCUAUGCUACACAACAAGAUAAUGCAUUCGGUUCUGUGGGUCGCAAUCCAAAUGCUUCUCAAGGUCAGUAUUGGGAAGGAAAUCUUCAAUCCAAUUUGCGAGGCCAGCCAAUGGGCACCAUUGGAGGAGGUACUAUUGGAUCUGGAGUUGUGAACCAGAACCAGAGACAAGCCCCUGGAAGCAUUUGGUAA